Molecule: messenger RNA, 11278 nt
Organism: Capra hircus (goat)
Lineage: Eukaryota; Metazoa; Chordata; Mammalia; Artiodactyla; Bovidae
Gene: MAP3K9
Product: mitogen-activated protein kinase kinase kinase 9
Exons: 12
Coding region: 349-3663 (1104 amino acids)
Biological process (GO): protein phosphorylation
Molecular function (GO): protein binding; ATP binding; JUN kinase kinase kinase activity
Source: RefSeq, a predicted model, not a curated record
GGGCGGCGGUGGCGGCAGCGGCGGGCGGCUGCUGGCACCGGCUGCGCGAGCAGGUUACCCGCGGUGGAGGUAGCCAGGCCGCCCCAGGGGGGCGAUCGCGAAGGCUAGGGCUCCGGCCCGCCUCGCCCCGAUGCUGCGGUGAGCACUCCAGCUCCGCGCACUUGUCGCCGCGCCCGGCCGGCCCCAGCCCCGAACGAUCCGGCGCUCCCCGCCCCGCCAACCCCGGCCCUACCUGAGGCCGCCGUCGGGGGAGGGGUGUCCCCCCAGCUCUGCGGAGCCGCAUGAACAAUAGGCGGCGGCGGCUCCUGCGGGCGGCGGCAGCCCCGCACCCUAUGGAUCGGCCGCUCCAUGGAGCCCUCCAGAGCGCUUCUCGGCUGCCUGGCGAGCGCCGCUGCUGCCGCCCCGCCGGGGGAGGAUGGAGCCGGGGCUGGGGCCGAGGAGGAGGAAGAAGAGGAGGAGGAGGCGGUGGCGGCCCCCCGGGAGCUGGGCUGCGGCGCGCCGCUGCCCUACUGGACGGCAGUGUUCGAGUACGAGGCGGCGGGCGAGGACGAGCUGACCCUGCGGCUGGGCGACGUGGUGGAGGUGCUGUCCAAGGACUCGCAGGUGUCCGGCGACGAGGGUUGGUGGACCGGGCAGCUGAACCAGCGAGUGGGCAUCUUCCCGAGCAACUACGUGACCCCGCGCAGCGCUUUCUCCAGCCGCUGCCAGCCCUGCGGCGAGGACCCCAGUUGCUACCCGCCCAUUCAGUUGUUAGAGAUUGACUUUGCGGAGCUGACCUUGGAAGAGAUUAUCGGCAUUGGGGGCUUUGGGAAGGUCUAUCGUGCUUUCUGGAUAGGGGAUGAGGUCGCUGUAAAAGCAGCUCGCCAUGAUCCCGACGAGGACAUCAGCCAGACCAUAGAGAACGUCCGCCAGGAGGCCAAGCUCUUUGCCAUGCUGAAGCACCCCAACAUCAUUGCCCUUCGGGGGGUGUGUCUGAAGGAACCCAACCUCUGCUUGGUCAUGGAGUUUGCUCGUGGAGGGCCUUUGAAUAGAGUGUUAUCUGGGAAAAGGAUUCCCCCAGACAUCCUGGUGAACUGGGCCGUGCAGAUUGCCAGAGGGAUGAACUACUUACAUGAUGAGGCGAUUGUCCCCAUCAUCCACCGUGACCUUAAAUCCAGCAACAUACUGAUCCUCCAGAAGGUGGAGAAUGGAGAUCUGAGCAACAAGGUUCUGAAGAUCACUGAUUUCGGCCUGGCUCGGGAAUGGCACCGAACCACCAAGAUGAGCGCAGCCGGGACGUAUGCCUGGAUGGCCCCUGAAGUCAUUCGUGCCUCCAUGUUUUCCAAAGGCAGCGAUGUGUGGAGCUACGGGGUGCUGCUUUGGGAGCUCCUGACUGGUGAGGUGCCCUUCCGGGGAAUCGAUGGCUUAGCAGUCGCUUAUGGAGUGGCCAUGAACAAGCUCGCCCUUCCCAUUCCUUCUACAUGCCCGGAACCUUUUGCCAAACUCAUGGAAGAUUGCUGGAAUCCUGACCCCCAUUCACGCCCAUCUUUCACGAGUAUCCUGGACCAGCUAACUACCAUAGAGGAGUCUGGUUUCUUUGAGAUGCCCAAGGACUCCUUCCACUGCCUGCAGGAUGACUGGAAGCACGAGAUUCAGGAGAUGUUUGACCAACUCAGGGCCAAAGAAAAGGAGCUACGCACCUGGGAAGAGGAGCUGACACGGGCCGCGCUCCAGCAGAAGAACCAGGAGGAGCUGCUGCGGCGCCGGGAGCAGGAGCUGGCUGAGCGGGAGAUCGACAUUCUGGAACGAGAGCUCAACAUCAUCAUCCACCAGUUAUGCCAGGAGAAGCCCCGGGUCAAGAAGCGCAAGGGCAAGUUCAGGAAGAGCCGGCUGAAGCUCAAGGACGGAAAUCGUAUUAGCCUCCCUUCUGCAGACUUCCAGCACAAGUUCACGGUACAGGCCUCGCCCACCAUGGAUAAAAGGAAGAGUCUGAUCAACAGCCGGUCCAGUCCUCCUGCGAGCCCCACCAUCAUCCCUCGCCUUCGCGCCAUCCAGUUGACACCAGGCGAAAGCAGCAAAACCUGGGGCCGGAGCUCUGUGAUCCCCAAGGAAGAGGGGGAGGAGGAGGAGAAGAGGGCCCCCAAGAAGAAGGGGCGGACGUGGGGGCCAAGUACACUUGGUCAGAAGGAAUUUGCCUCAGGAGACGAAGGAUCCCCUCAGAGACGGGAGAAAGCUAAUGGUUUAAGUACCCCAUCAGAGUCUCCACAUUUCCACUUGGGCCUCAAGUCCCUGGUAGAUGGAUAUAAACAGUGGUCGUCCAGUGCCCCCAACCUGGGGAAGGGCCCGAGGAGUAGUCAAGCCCUGCCGGCGUUCACCAGCCUUAUGGAGAUGGAGGACGAAGACAGCGAAGGCCCACGGAGUGGGGAGAGUCAUCUCCCGCCAUCACCCAGCCAGUCCUACCUCUGUAUCCCAUUCCCUCGCGGGGAAGAUGGGGAUGGCCCCCUCAGCGACGGCGGUCACGAGGAGCCCACCCCGGUCAACUCGGCCACCAGUACCCCUCAGCUGACGCCAACCAACAGCCUCAAGCGGGGCGGCCCCCACCACCGCCGCUGCGAGGUGGCUCUGCUCGGCUGCGGGGCCGUCCUCGCCGCCACGGGCCUCGGGUUUGACCUGCUGGAAGCUGGCAAGUGCCAGCUGCCGCCCCCGGAGGAGCCCGAGCCACCAGCCCGGGAGGAGAAGAAGAGGCGCGAGGGGCUCUUCCUGAGAGCCAGCCGGCCCCGCCGCAGCACCAGCCCCCCAUCCCGGAAGCUCUUCAAGAAGGAGGAGCCCGUGCUGUUGCUAGGAGACCCCUCCGCCUCGCUGACGCUGCUGUCUCUCUCCUCCAUCUCCGAGUGCAACUCCACCCGCUCCCUGCUGAGAUCCGACAGCGAUGAGAUCGUGGUGUACGAGAUGCCCGUCAGCCCCGUGGAGGCCCCGGCCCUGAGCCCCUGCACCCGCAACCCCCUGGUCAACGUCCGAGUGGAGCGCUUCAAACGAGACCCGAAGCAGUCCCUGACCCCCACCCACGUCACCCUCACGGCCCCCGCGCAGCCCAGCGCCCACCGGCGGACUCCUUCCGACGGGGCCCUCAAGCCGGCUGCCCCUCCAGCCAGCAGGAGCCCCUCCUCCAGCAAUGGGCUGAGUCCCAGCCCUGGAGCAGGAAUGUUGAAAACCCCCAGCCCCAGCCGAGACCCAGGUGAAUUCCCCCGUCUCCCUGACCCCAAUGUGGUCUUUCCCCCGACCCCAAGGCGCUGGAACACCCAGCAGGACUCUACCUUGGAGAGACCCAAGACCCUGGAGUUUCUGCCUCGGCCACGUCCUUCGGCCAACCGGCAACGGCUGGACCCGUGGUGGUUUGUGUCCCCCAGCCACGCCCGUAGCGCCUCCCCGGCCAACAGCUCCAGCACAGAGACACCCAGCAACCUGGACUCCUGCUUGGCCAGCAGCAGCAGCACUGUGGAGGAGCGGCCGGGCCUGCCAGCCUUGCUCCCCUUCCAGGCGGGGCCGCUGCCGCCCACCGAGCGGACGCUUCUAGACCUGGAUGCGGAGGGCCAGAGUCAGGACAGCACUGUGCCGCUGUGCAGAGCUGAACUGAACACACACCGGCCUGCCCCUUAUGAGAUCCAGCAAGAGUUCUGGUCUUAGCAUGCAAAGGGUUGAGGGCGGGCAAGGGGGGACGCAGGAGGAGAUGGGGAGGGGAGCUGGCUGGCACAGCCCUUUCUCAGAAUUGGACCCCCCAGAGCCUCCCGCCCUACUUCUUGCACUGAUAAUGCACUUUGAAGAUGGAAGGGAUGGAAGCAGGGCCCCUUCAGAAGGCUUCUCACCCUGCAGGGCCCUUCUCCCCAGGUCCGCUGGAGGGGCUGUGGCCAUCAGCUCUGGCUGUGUUGGGGAGGGAGGGGUGCGUGCAUGUCCCCCACCCUCCACAGUCUUCCUCGCCUUCAGGGUGACUGCAGUCACUCAGCCAAAUCUGCCUGCUGCUCCCUCUCUUCAGCCCCCAGGGGGUGCCCUCCUGGGGUCCCUCUGUUAGCCCUGAGUUCAGCCUUCCUCACACACCCAGUAUUGGAUGUUCUCUGAUUGAUUUUGCUCCUCUUCCACGUGCUUUCCUGACACCCAUGAAUGAGAAUCUCGUUUGGUGUGAGAUGUGAGCUUUUCUGCGUCCUAAGCCCUAUGGUGCCGGCUAGAGAAUGGAAGACAGAGUGCCCCUGCGUUGGGCACAGGAAUUGAGGGAGCUGGGACCACCUGCUGCACUUCCAUGCACCCCCACUUCUUUAUUUGAGCCUCCCAGUGGUUCGGGACCUGCCUCGGUGAGAACUGGAAAGAGGAGGGAAUUAGGAAAUACAGUCGAGUUGCAGUAAAGAGGGUAACAAAGUCUGUCUGUCCUCGUUCCUUUCAUAAACACUCAAAAAAGGGCAGAAACCAGCACGUGUUGACAGCACCCAUCUCCUGCUUGGGGGUCCAGAUGUGAUCAGACCCGCUUCUGAAUCAAAUAUGCACCCAUCCCAGGAAUUGCCUGGGGAGGCUCAAUCUCUGGUGUCAGUUCUGAAACCAGAGACAAAGUUCCUGUGUUUGGCCCUUUUGUCAUCUGAUCUGUAUGUGUCUUCCCUUGCCUUGAUCUGCCCUCCAGUCCCUGGAAUUAGUGGAUUUGAGGUUAUGUGUUUGGUGGGGAGGUAUCUCUACCCUGCACCAGAAUAGCAUGUAGAAUUGGGUCCUAGUCACUGGGAGUUGGAGCCAUGGGGCUUCCUGCUCGCCCGUUGUCAUUCUGCAAAGCCCUUAAAGUCAAACGAGCCCUUAGUAGUUCCUUGCGUGAAUGGAUGUGGUGGCUGACGAUACCUGUAAGGUGCCCUGUGAGCCCCUCAUGUACCCUCAUCUUCAAGUGCGAGUGUGGGAGACCGACCAGAGCUUUUUGUCUCCAUGCACAGGUAGCCCCCACUGCGGGACCCCCGACCAUGAGUUGGAUAGGAAGGAACAGAGGCCAAUCCUGGCUUUUCUGGAAUUCAUUUCUGUGGCUUGAAUGUUGAUCUUCUGGAGCUUUCUCUCCUCUCUUCCUCUUACCCUGAGGCUCCCGAGGCAGGUGUGAACAGUUGUCUUUGAGUGGGGAUAAGACAGGAGUAGAGUCCUUAGUUCACGCUCCUCCCGACCCAAGACUCUCUGUGUCACUCCCUCGUCAUUUAUCCUGGGCUGUUUCUCUGCAGGCUUUGGGGGCCCACCUGCAGCUUCCUUGCGUCUGCUGCCCGGGUGCAGGACAGGAGAGCAGCGCUGUUGGCACAAGUGAUGGAUUUGGUCACUGCUCUCUCUGUGACUGCUAGAAGUCCUGCCCUGAGGAUGACAAAAUGCGUGGCCUUGGUUUUCAAGCUGUUCCUUGUUUUACGAGCCCACUGGCAGGCACUUAGGUUCAAGGGCCCCACCUACUUUUGGGCGGGGAGGCACUGUUGGUUUUGUUGCCCAGGGUUCUAUUGUCGCGUCUCAUUUCUGUUUCUUUGUUCAGUGAAGACAGUCCAAAAGAGAUGAUUUUUGCUCCCAACCCCACUCCUUGGCUAGAGGGGGUGGGGUGGGGGGGCGGUGCUUGAAUCUCAUCAGCUCAGCCAACCAAGUGACUGCUCUUCAUCCUCAGAUGGCCUGUGCCCUUUCCGAGGGCUCUCCAUGGCCCCAGGCCCUAAGCCACCUUCACAUCUCUAAACCCUUGGCCCCAGUCUCUGGUCCUCUGGUGGGUGCAGCCUACACUGUAGUCCAGGCCACCCUGGCUCUGGCCAGUGCUCUGGAAUGAGACGAGGAGUCUUAGCUUUUUAGUCAUUUUCUGCUUUUUGUCAUUUUGUCUAGAGUAAACCCUUGCCACUGGCUGGCAGCUUGAACCCAUUUCUUCCUCAUCCGCCUAGGGGAUGACAAGGGAAGGGGGGGGCUCAACUGUGGGAGGAGCUAUACCUACAAGAGGCAGAAGCGGGGUUAUUCUGAAGAUGCUUCUGUGGGCUUCCAUGAUGAUGGAGGACUUUCCAUCUCUCAGCUCCUUCAAACUGGGUCUCUGAGGGGCCCCCAUCUGCCACUCUCUCUCUCUCUGGGGCAAGGCUUGGGUGGGAUAGGAUCCUAUAGAAUAAGGUUUGGGUUGCCCCCCUUUUCCCUUUCCUCAGACACUUUCCACUGCUCUUGGCAGAUGCUCCUUCAUGGAAGAUGGUGAUGGGAAACAGAUACUGCUCUCUGCCCCUCUGGCUUCUUCAGUUCAUUCCACUGAUUCUACAUAGGAUUGUCCUCUGUCCUUGAGGAUCCAGGUCACUGCCAGGGGCUGAAUAGAUGUCCCAGUUAUUUUAAUAUGUUACGUCUAAAAGGCUUUGAAGGAUGCCCUUAGCUUCACAUCCUUUAGUAUCAGGAGCGUCUAUUGUGAUGAUGAUGGUGAUGGUACCUGACAUUUGGAUGACUCAGAAUAGGGCUAACCCUUCCUCCUAACCUUUACAAAAGUACGUUAUUUGCCUUCUACCUUUGAUAUACUUGGUGGUAGAGAAGGGGAAAUGCUUAAAGAUGAAGAUCCAAGUGAAGAGAAGUUAAUAAGCUGCUUGGACUGAUGGCUGAGUUGGGCACCCAGCUCUAAGACUGAAUGCAUUGGCUCUGUUCUCUGUUCUGCUUUUGCUGUCUGACCUCGGACUUGUCUCUCAGUCCCUCUCAGAUUUCCUUCCUGUAAGAGCAGCCGUCACCUGCUUCCCUCACAAGGGCAAAAAAAGCAUGUAUCAGAGCAGGUCCGAGAAGCCGUGGCUCCCGGCCAGCAAACAGGACAAACUGCUGAAGUUGACGGUGCGGCCCCCACCACCUUUGCCUCUGGGGGACUUGCCUACUUCCUCUGGCUUCUGGAAGAGGCAAGAUUUGGAGUUGGCCUAAUGACUAAUGGGGACCGUGGUCAGGCAUGUGCUUUUCUACUGUAUUUAUAUGGCACCUGGUGUUUACAAGCACCACUCCUAAUUGCCCAUUUAAGUCGUUAGGCUGAUCAUCGCUGUCCUGAGUGUCUUAUGGAGCAGGAAGUGGGUGACAGGGAGCUGGAAGCAGCACCCAAAUGACGAUUCGGGGCCUCUUGUUUCUUGGAGUCAUUUCCCGGAGUCUGAUGUGUUUUGAGGCAGGAAUCAGGCCAGCUCCUGAAACAAUCUUUAGGAAAGGGUCUGCUGGCCCAUGGGACACAUGUCAUGGUGGGGACUUCAUCACAAAGCUGCUUUUCCCUCAGGACACAAGUCACCCCAAGAGCAUCUAGGCCUGAUACCGUGUCAGCAUUCUUGCUCACAGCCCCCCGUGGGAGACUCCUUCCCGCCCCCUCCCCUAGAAGGAAGGAACCCCAUCUUGAGCCUUCCUAACUCUUCAAAGUACAGAGCAGCGGGUAUUAAAGGAUGGCUGUGAGUGGUACACUGCGGGGUUGGUAUGUCCGUGCGGGUGGGGCAGGCCCUGCUGUGAAUGCAGAACCUUGACGAUUUCCACACAUGUCUCAGUUAGCCCACCUCUUUGACUCAGGCGUGUGAGGGCAGGUCAGAAACACUGUUGUCUCUUAAAGAAUUUUGGGGAGGGGGCAGGUGCUGCCGCUUCUGUAGUGCCAGGCUCUUGUGAGGUCUCUGCCAGAGACUGUGGACUGGGGUCGGGAGAGAGCCGCCCAUGGUGCCUUGUAAGGGAACGGGGCAGCAGGAAACUGGUGAUCAGAGCUACCCACCCACUAGUGUGAUGUCACACAAGUCUCUCCCUCUCUCUCUCUGAGCCCAGCUGUGAGCCCAGGGUGGUGCUGCCUUCCCCACCUGUAGCAUAGGACCUUUCUAGCUUGAAAGUCUGUAGUCCCAGGGCCCCUCCUCCAGCACUGAUAAGCCCCCCCUGGCUGGGUUGCUUCCCUUUGUAGAGGACUGUGUGUGUGUGUGUGUGUGUGUGUGUGUGUGUGUGUGUAAGUCAAAUAUUGGCAGUCUCAUGUGGCUUGACUGAUUAGACCACCUGCUUCUCUCCUUGGCUUCAGGCCUGAGAUGCCUUCUUGUCAAGUCACAGUUAUUAUGAGGAACACAUUCCCAAAUGUCUCUCUUUGGUCAGACGUAUCAUUGUUUUCUUAGAUCAGGAAUUCAAAUGAGUAAAACUCCACAUCAGAAGGGGAAACCCUCUACUGCUUCUGGGGAGGCCUCAUUCCCUGGCUAUGCCCUGGCCUUGCUGCCCAGCACCCACCACUGCAGUCACUGGCGUUGGAAGGGCAGGAGGCAGAAACUGGAGUCCUGGCUGAUUAAGGCUAAUUAAUGGGGGGUGGGGGUAGGUGUCUAAUUAGCCUGACCUGGCCCUGCGCUUCUGGAUGGCCCUAUGGCCCGGGUGAGCCUCACAUUCGCUUAGAUUAUUUUCCAUUUGUCCUGAUGCACUAUAGACAGGCUUCACCCCCUCCUUUGUCCAUUUCAGAUCUUGGGCCCUAGGGGAGCACCCUGGCCUCCAGAGGCUGCUCAGGGAGCCGUGAUUUGUUCUUCUGAAGGUUGGGCUACUCCAUGGUCUGGAGCCAGUAGGAUUGGCCCUUCCUGAUUUUUCUUGGCUGUGGUUCUCUGCAUCUCCCGCCCGUGGCCUGGCUUUGGGUCUUCCACUCAUCACCACAGCUGGAAAUAGAGAAGCGUCUCAGGGCCCAGCUGUUGGCAGAGCCAGGAGCUUGUCUGCUCCUCUCUUUGUUUCUUUUGGAAACAGACUUGCCUUUCCCCUGACCCAGUCUCCCUCCUGACUGGUCUGAUCCACCCUCCCCGCAAACACCCACAAUCUAGUUUUACCUGCCUGAUGGGCAGGCGUGAACCUGGCAACUAGAUAGGAAUCUCAGGACGGACACCAGAGUACAGUGCCAGAGGCUCAGAGACAGGCCUUUCCUGUUGGAUUGUGUUGGGUAGAUGUCCAGGAAAUCAGAACCCAGAGGUCAGAUUGGUUUAUCUAGAAGGGUCCUGGUGGAUGAUGGCCCCACGGAGAUAGUGGUCUUUCUCUACACUUCCUGAAGUCUAAAACCAAGUUUCAUAAGUAUUGGGUUAGCCAAAAAGUUAGUUAGGAUUUUUCUGUAAAAUACAGAAAAUGCAAAGGAACUUUCUGGCCAGUCCAAUAACCUGUUGCCCGUGUUCCUGAAAUCCUUCACCUCUAACUACUUGCUUUGAGAGAGAUGGCAUUUAAGAAAAUUCUGAUCUUAUGUUCAUCAUGAAUUUUUCAUUCAUUUCAAUUUUUAAAAGUACUGCCUUGAAAUAUGAUUCAUCUGGAUAGCAGAGGGAUUUUUUGGUGUUUUUUGUGACCCCCUUAAAUCUUACAUCCAAGGCGAGUUGCCUCACCUUACUCUGAUCUCAGCUCUGCCUGCCCCUCACCUGAACAUGCUGAGGGCAGAGCUGUGAGGCAGGCUCAGGUCUUUUCUGGGCUUCCUUCCUUUCAGGUUCUGAGCUGGGUGGUGACCCUGGGAGUGUUUGCAUAGGAAUGUGUUGACUUAAUAGCAGUGAAACACCAAGGGCAGUUUUCAGCCUUGGACCUGUGGCUGGGGUGACUUUUCCUGGAUGGCCCCUAGCUGCUUGUCAGCCUCUCUGAAACCCUGAGGCCGCUUAGAGGAGUGCAUGUGUAAAGGGAAGGGAUUAUAGUGGGAAGGAUGCUUUAGAGUCUCCAUCUGAAAACUCUGGGACAUCUCUGAACCUGCAGAGAAGUGAAUAAACCAUUUUCCCACUUCCAGAAAGGACCAAAAUGGACAGAGACAUUUUUAUUCCCUUCCACAGGCACUCUACUGCCUGGCCCUCAGUGACCUUCAUAAUGUCAGCCAUCACGUCACCUCCAUCGGUAUCCUUUUCGCUACCGUUUUUAUUCUCUGUCAUCUUUAUUUUACUCUCAUCAUUUAUCCUUCCCUCCAGUUCCAGAGGCCAUGCUGGCUAUGGCUCUUUGCUUCAUCACUGUCAGAAUGAGGCAUGGGUUCAUCCUGGUCUGGGUAUGAGGACUAACAAUAAAUUAUAUGAAACCAUUGUAUUUCUUCUAGGUGAGUGGUGCUGUUCUGAAAGUGUCUAUUCUUUUCUUCCUUUUUGACUCACUUACCCUGGGCGUGGGGUGGGAGUAUAUUACCUCCAGCUAAGAAUGUGGAAACCGAGGCUCAGAUGGUUAUAGGCCCAAGGUCACACAGCUAGGAGUGUUGCUGAUCUGUUGGCUCCAAAGUCAUCUCUUGUUUUCUGCUGAGCACAUUUUAGGCCACUGUUUAGACACUCUGGGGUAAAGUUAGCCUAGCUUAGGUCCGCCAUGGCUCUGAGAUGGUUCUCUAUCCAAGGAGGAGUUGUCCUGUGACUAAUCUACCACCAGCCUCUGAGACUGGAGACACCCAACAGGGCUUGCAAUCUCCUUGGAGCUCAGCUGACCUCCUCUCUGCACCUGCUACUUUCUUCUCCAUCGUUUCCUCUUUAUGAUUGUGCAGGGGGUGUCGAAUACGUCAAUUGCGUAGCUCCUCUCCCAGCAUCACCGAAGACCUGUGGGCUCUCGCUUCUCUUUCCAGCCCACAGUUGCCCCAUGACUGACCACUCUUUACCGCAGCUUCGACCCACAUCCCUCUGGGCCUCUCGAAUUUGGAAGCCUUAUUGUAGCUCCUCUUGGGAACUUGAAAUCAGGCUUUUGUCUUUUUAUCGUAUCAAAUCACGUGCCCUUGUUACCCAGUUGUGGCAAAGAAGGAAGGUGAUGAACUUGUCUACUUCUUCCUCUAAUCUUCCUUACUACCCACGCUAAACACACACACUCAUGCUCACACAGUCACACUCACACUCGCACACAUGUUCACACACACAUACACGCAGAUUUAGUCUGAGACUGUAUCAGUAUUUUCUAGGGAGGUUAAGGAAAGGAGCUGGAGAUGGGUUUUAUUUAACUCAUAGAAAACCUUUCUUUGGGAUUUUCCUCCCCGUUAGAGCCUUUGCGUCCAGGUAAAAUGGAAGUUCACAUACCCUGCUGGUUUUGUUCCUGUGUGUGUAGCUCCUAAUUUUCAUUUCCAGGCCUUCCCUGCUCCAGUGUCCUUUCCUUGUGUGCUGACCCUGUGUCCUUGAAUUCCCAUUUCGCUUUGGGAUUUAAGUUAUUGUAAUUUGUCAACAAUAUUUAAAAAUAGAAAAGUCCUGAAGGAAACUUAUCAGGUUCUUUUCUUUGGCUUUUUUUUUUUUUCAAGGUACUGUAAAUUGUUAACUAGGGAUGCCAAGCAGGCUUGGUUCAAUGGCUAAACCUCUUAUCGUAUUACAGCGUAAGGCUGAUCUCAGCCUGGUCUCACCACCAGAGCACACAGACUUGAAUAAAACUGUUACAAUCAUGA